Lactuca virosa is the source of this 358-nucleotide messenger RNA. The record is from the annotation of a GenBank genome assembly. NCBI's taxonomy places the organism in Eukaryota, Viridiplantae, Streptophyta, Magnoliopsida, Asterales, Asteraceae.
CAUCUUCUCCGUUUUCUCAUCCAGCGUCUCCACCGUCGCCACCUGACAUCGGAUGGUACGCCACAUGAUCUUCGAAGGAGCACGGAAGUGAAUGGGACCAAAUCAGUCAGCUUGGUGUUCAUACUCGGAAGCUGGUCUUGUUGGCCAAGCCGUCACUGGCCCAAGUUCCUUGUCACCCGAAGUCACAUCAAAGUCUGAAAUACCACAGGAAGAACUUCAGGGUGGUGUCAAGACUUUAUCCCAGAAACUAUCAGCAACUCUUCUAAAUAUCAGUAUCAAGGAAAACUUGGUCAAACAACAUUCAAAAGUAGCAGAGGAAGCAGUUGAAGUUAGGGUUUUGGGACGAUUGGAUCAUUGA